AUGCGCAGCACAAAAGAGUUAAGUCAGUGGCUAGAGGCUUGUGGACUUAACCAAACCCCUUGGGCUUCUGAUCCAGCCGAUUGGGCAACCUUAUUAAAUUUAUUAACGAGAUUGUUACAUUCUACGUUGGAACUUAGGAUUAAUGCUGAAGAAGAGAAAAAACGAAAAGAAGCAAUAAAAAAUAAUGAAAAUCAGGAGGAUGAAGAGAUUAAUGAAAGGGAAGAAUCAGAAUCUACUUCACGUCAGGAGGAAGAGGAGGACCAUCAAAAAUUAUUGAGAAGUCCGUCAACGGUAUAUCCGGGCACUCAACUGCCGUUUCAAGAGGCCCUAGAACUUGCAGAAAAAGUGUUAGGAGUUCCUCAAUUUACUGUGAUUGCAGACAUGAAAAAAAGUUUGGCUGAAGAUCAGUUAGCACUCUUUGUUUCAUUUUGUGCUUUGAGAUAUGCUGUUGAACAUGUUGAUACUAAGCCUAUACAUGAUUUUCAAUUUACUUUUCGUAUUUAUUUUAAUAUGGAUUUGGAUGGAAGUAAAAGGGAAUGUAAUACUUGUGGUAAUAUUGUUCACCUAAUUGAAAGAGUAACACUAAUUGGACGUAUAUGGCAUAGAGCAUGUUUAAAAUGCUCUUUGUGUGGUCGACAACUUUAUAGGGGUGCUUUCUAUUUACUUCAUUUUUCCGAUGCCUCAAUACGUAUGGAAUGUGUGGAACAUGGAGCUAAUACUAUUUUGUUUGGGGACCCUAAACACAGACUAGCAUUACCACCACCCUUACCUCCUCCAAUCACUUCUUCACGUUUAUCAUUUAUUGGAUCAGAAAAUAUGUUAAAUAAAAGAGCCUCAUCACUACUUUCUUUGUCUUCGCCUCCUCCCCGCCCUCCACCUCCACGUCUACCAAGCAUCGAUGCAGUCAAAAAACAUACAAAAUCAAACAUAUCAGAAGAAAAAGAUUUGAAGGAUUCUUCUACUUCAAAAGAGGAAGAAGAAAGCAUUGAAAGCAAAAUUGCUUUAGCUGCGGCUGCGUGUCAUGAUGCCCCAAUUCCCAAACCUCGUGUAUCGUUGCAACAAGCUUGUAAUAAACAACAACAACAAAAAAAUGGGGAAAAGACUUGGGAGAUAUUGGAAUACCCUUCAGAAUUAAAUCCUUUUGGUUCUGAUGAUGAUGAAGAGGAUGAAGCAGACGAAGAAAAAGAAGAAGACAAUUCUCUUAAGGAGUCCAAGGAAUCUCAAAAGGAAAAUUGUGAUAAAAAUGGUAAAGAGACAGAGAAAAGGCCAGUUUCUGUUAUUAAUCCAUUUGAUGAUACUGAUGAAGAAGAGGAUUUAAAGGAAGAUGAGGAAAUGAAUGAAUCUUUAUCUUGUUCACCUUUGCCCAAAAUUGAAGAAGUCAAAGAACAAGAAGAAAAUCUUCAAUCACCUACUAAUCCUUUCGAUAAAAGCGAUGAUAAAACUGAGGGGGAAGAAGAAAAGUGCCCUCCAAAAGUUAAACAACGCCAACAGCAACAAAAUAUUCAUUCACCUCCCCCACCUCCCCUUCCACCUUCUUUUACACCUCAAAAUCGCCCUACAAGUGAAAUUAUUUCUUCUACAAGUUGUGCAUUCCAAUCAAAUAAUAAUCAGAAUAUUCCUCAAAAAUCGCCAAACAAUUUAUUCGAGAAACCAAAAUGUUUUCAGUACAUUCCCCCUCUUGGACCGAUGCCAUAUAGAACUUGUGUUGAAGUUAAGCAUUUUUCUGAUAAAAUUGAGGACGAAAAAUCUUCGUCUUCAGAUCAUUCACUUUUGCACGAAUUAGACACAAAAUUGAGGAGGUUACAUGCACAACUUGAUCAUUUAGAAAUUACUGGGGAAAGAUUGGAAGGGCAAAUUAUUAGAGAAUUAAAUAAAGAGGAUUGCCAAAUCUGGAGAAAAAGUGGAAAAAGGUUGGCUAGUGAAUAUGCCAAAAUUGUCGAGCAAAGAUGUGCUGCUUUGGCAAUGGAGGCUAUUUUGGUUAGAAGGUGAAUAAUAAAUUAAGCCUUUCAAAUUUUUUUAUACAUAAUUCGGCUUUUUCUAAAUUUCCAAAAGUUGGUUGUUUAAAUAAUUAGUCAAAAUGUCUGAAUAUCCAAAAUCUGCAAUACUUUCCAUUUUUCAAUUUCAAUUCUUACUUUUCUUAAUAUUCAAAUCAAAGAUAUUUAUAGCCUAGGGUCAUUUCCAAACGAAAUUUUCCUUUUUCAACUCGGGAAAUUUUGGGUUGACUCGCAACUCUUCCCGAGACAUAGUGAAGGGUUAUUUACCAUGGAAAAAGUUGCUCCAACAUCGGGGGAUGUUG
Molecule: messenger RNA, 2296 nt
Organism: Meloidogyne enterolobii
Lineage: Eukaryota; Metazoa; Nematoda; Chromadorea; Rhabditida; Meloidogynidae
Source: the annotation of a GenBank genome assembly